AUGGCUUCAGCUCGAAAUCUUUGUCAACAUUCAGAUAUUGAUGGUAUUCAAUGUACAUCAAAUGAUUAUAUACUUUGUCCACAUUGUCAAUUACAGUUAUGUCUUAAACACUUAAAUUAUCAUCAAGAUUUACUUCGUCAAGAUUUAUAUUUAUUAUCUGAUAAUAUAAGUCGUGUCCGUUUAGAUCUUGAUAAUUUAAUAUUUGAUUCAACAAAUCAUCGUCAACAAUUAUUUCAAAAAUUAGAUGAUUGGUAUCAAGAACGAAUUAAUUCUAUAAAUAAAAUUUAUGGAGAAAAAAAACAACAAUUACAAAUAUUAUGUAUACAAGCACAUAUAGAAUUUGAUACAUAUAAAACAAAAAAAGAUAAACAAUUAAAAAAUAAUUUAAUAAAACAAUUAAAAAAAGUAUUUAAACAACAACAAAUAAAUGUUGAUGAUUUAAAUGAAAUGAAAAACAAAUUAGAUGAUAUUGAAAGAGGUUUAGAUGAACUUAAACGAUUACUUAUUGACAUUUAUCCUGAUAAUACAACUAUGGAUAUACAUGUUAUUAAAAGACGUUAUGUUGAAGCAGCAAAGUCAACAUUUAACGAUGAUGAUGAUAAUCUAUGGGAUACAGAUGAUGAAGAAGAACUUGAUGAUAAAGCAAAAUCAUUUGAUGAUAUUCAAAAUUUUGAUAUAUUAACAGAUUCUAUUCAAGAUCCUCUACCAUUAUCUGAUAUUAUUUCAUUAUCAUCAACAGUAUCUUCUUCGCCUAUUAUUUCUUCUUGUUCAACAUCACGAGUAACUACAAUUAUUAAAAAAGCACCACUAAAAUUUAUUAUUAAACGAUUACAACAACCACCAACUUCAAAUAAAAUCAAGUACGAAUUACAUACAGUAGCUACAUCAUCAGCACUUAGAACAUGA
This is a messenger RNA of Rotaria sp. Silwood2, 906 nucleotides long. The record is from the annotation of a GenBank genome assembly. NCBI's taxonomy places the organism in Eukaryota, Metazoa, Rotifera, Eurotatoria, Philodinida, Philodinidae.